GUAUUUUGUGAAUGUGUGAGAGUUACUUUUGAGUUUUGUUUGUGGGAUCAGCUCAGGCUGUGGUCCAUCACAGAGAGGUGAUGCUCCCUGGGUCUGUAGCUACGGGGAGAGGGGGGGUCCUCACACCCUCUUAUAUUUCUCCUUCCUCCUCUACAGGCAUCUCAGGCAGCGGAGACCAUCCAUCUCCCUCAUCCACAGAGCCCUCAGAGGAGGAGGGCCCCCCAACAUUGCCUCAGGGCCCCCCAAUCCCUGGUGACCCCUGGCCAGGGGUACCCCCUCUCUUUGAGGACCUUCCACCUCCAGGCCCCAGUCAUCCCUGGAGAGACCUGCCUGAAUCUGGAGUCUGGCCUUCUGUACCCCCUAGAACUGAUCCCCCUCAACCUCCUCAGCCUGAUGACACCUGGCCAGCAGGACCCCAGCCUCCAGAAAACCCCUGGCCACCUGCCUCCAAGGUGGGCCACGGAUCUCAGGAGGAGCCAGAUCUUGACCCACCCCAGGAAGAGUACAGAUAAUGGAUCCCCCAGAGGCAUCCUGGGCCUCUGCCCUCAAGCCCAUCUUUACCCUCUGAUUUCCCUUGAAUUCUCCCCAAUUUAGCCUAACUCCUUAAUUCCUUUCCUCAUUCCUUCAGUUUUAUCCUGAACCCGGAAGUGUUGUUCUCAAAAUUUUCUGUCCCCCCUUGAGAUCGGUAUUUAGCCCCCGCCAACCCCCUUCUUUUUCCUCUGACAGCCAAAGUGAACACCCCUACCUCCUCUCCAGUCCUCUCCCCUCCCACCGCCUCUUCCCCACCCCUGGGACUCUCCGGGCAGGGCUGGCAGCACUGUGUUCUCUGCUGCCACCUGGUGGCCGCCAGCUGGGAACUACCAGGAGACCAUGGUGCUUCCAUGAAAUGGAAAAACAAAAAACCAUGUUUUCU
This is a messenger RNA of Kogia breviceps (pygmy sperm whale), 913 nucleotides long. The record is from RefSeq and is a predicted model, not a curated record. NCBI's taxonomy places the organism in Eukaryota, Metazoa, Chordata, Mammalia, Artiodactyla, Physeteridae.